UGCAAAAAUUUCUAAGUAAAUGAUUACGGCAUUCCACUUUCUCUACGGUUAAAUUGUCAUAUGGCCGAGCUUCAAUGAUUUUUUUAUAAGUGYUACUGUCACCAUCUCCAAUCAUAAURUUAUAUUUUAUUCCAUGUUGUUGUACACUGGACUGAAAGCCCUUCACCAAUAUUUCAGAUUCCAUGCUUGCUGAACUUCCAAAAUGAUUUUUAUUACAAUUAUGCAAUUUAUCCCUUCCACCUUCUCUAGUGCAAAUAACACAAUACUUGUUUUUCACACCAUAGAACAAAACUUUUUUUGUAUAUUGUCCAAUUAUAGCUGCCACCCCUGAUAACGCACUGUAGUUACUGCGAUAACUUCUUUUGGACCAGCAACCGUCCACCACAACUGGUACUAAUGGAAAUCCCUGUUCAUCAACAGAAUUUAUGGAACGAGCGUAUUCUGCUUCUUCCUCUCCAGCCUUACUCAUUACGUYUUCCGCAGUUUGUUGCCAUUGUGGUGCUAGUUUGUGGUGAUAUUUAGAAUAUGUUUUUGAAGACAUACACGGAAUGUUUAAACAUGAUAACCAUUCUUCUAAGUUAUAAAAACCUCCCCCAAUUGACAUGAUKCCAUUUACAGCGCACGUAUUUAAAUCAAUUUGAUUAUCAGGGGUAGUCUUUUGAGAAUUUAAAUGGAAAGACAACCCACACAUGUCACAUUUUAAAAUAAAUUUCGAAAUCAAUCCUGUCCGAAUCUCUUUAACUAACUUACUUUAACUGUACAUUUUGUAGAGUGCAUUCAAAUACUUUUGAAUGAUUCGAGAUUUCUUGAAGACUUUCGAAAAUAUAUUGGAAAUCUAUAAUUCGGUUGCCUUCCACGGGUUCUAUAAAAAGAAAAUUAGAUACUCAGCAAAUAACAAAAAUUUAGCAGGUUUUACCGUAUGUGGGAAUUUCCUUAGAUUUAUUUAUAAGAGAAAUGUCUUCCACAGUUUCCAAGAAUUCUUCUGGUGUAUUAUUAACAGUUUCUGGAGAUGUUUCAGCGGUUUCCUGCGGAGAUGUAGCGUGUUCAAAAGAUGGAACUUCUAGGUCUUCUUGUGGAUCGCUGCAAAUCUUUGACAAAACAUUUUUUAUAAAAAAACUCAUACCAGGUGAAUAAAAAGUAUGGAAUCAGACGUUUUUUGCUUAAAGUAUUUUUGUAUUACUUUAAUUUAUAUUAAUCAUUAUUUUCUGGAGGCUAAUGAUAUUUACUCUGUAUAAGUUGCCAUUUUAAUAAAAAAAAUCGCAUAACUCAAAAACAAAACAAGAUUUCAUUCUCAAGAUACGAUCACUAUAGUACUUUAAUUGCUAUUAAUUAUUAUUUUCUAGAGGCCAAUGAUUAAAAAAAAAAAAAGAAAAAGAUUACUUACAUUUUUAUUAUUCCGUAAGUUUUCCACAUUUCCCUUUCUGCGUUUUCUAGAUGAAAGCCUUCUCACAUUUUUUUCAUUUGCUUUGGCCAUACCGAAAUCAAAAUAGACCUAAAUAUAGAUAAUAGGUAGGAAUAUUAAAUAAUACAUAAAGAUUUUUUGAAGUACUUACGUUCAAUACAAUAAUAAAAGUAACUUUCACUAAAUAUAACUAGAACACAAAACUAAAAACACAACACUAAACACAUACACGAAUUAAAACUAUUAAAAUUUUUAACAAAGACCGAGAUAAACGAAAGACUUCUUGGAGUUGUCCAGACGAAAAUCCAAAUGAAGGAAAAUUUGUCUAAGAUGCCCUUAUGCCUGAGCGGGUAGCGGGGAACGGAUUGGAACCACGGGGGAUCGGUUUCAGUUUUGUCAAUUUAUACCUAUCUCUUCAAUCACAACUACUGUUAGAUGUGUUAUAAACAUUAUUAAACAAAGGUUAUUUAAUUAAGAUUUGCUGAAAAUUAUAAAAAAAAAUAAUUAAAGGUAAAAUAAAAUGGAUAGAUAUCGAUAUUACAAUGUAGGUAUUGGUUUAUUUACUUCAGAAUCCACAGAAAAGCCGCUGUUUGGAAACAAAAUUAUCCCAAGUAACUUAGUAGGUACCGAACGGUUGGAUGCGGGUAGUACCAUAAAGUAAUUUAGAGAUUGUACUUGCGGUUGCAGGCAUUAGCUUUUAAGGGCUGGUUGUAAAUUACAAAUUUUAAACGGAAUUUUAGAUUGAAAAUAAUUCUACCACAAUAACGUUGUUAUUUAUUAAGAUAUUUUCGUCGAAUUUAAAACUAUCGUCAUAAAUGUAUAUUUUCUACGUUUUAACCGAGGGAAAUCCCCUAAAUUCUUUUUAGUUUCUGAAUUAGACAGUUUGACGAAUUUCUCAUUUUUAUGGAAAAUUUGUUUUGUAUUUAAAUGACUUUAGAAACAAAAUUUUGAAAUUUUGCUCGGUUAAAGUGUACAAAAUUGAAUGCUCUUUCAAAUAGUGUCGGUUUUACUAAAAUCCGUUGAUUAACUUCUUCUCUACAGUGGCAGAACUAUACAUUGAAUGUUCCAUAAAAGAGUUAGGUAGCGAGGCUCAUUAAAACGUUUACUGACAGCGACCUUUCUUCUGAAAAACUCAAAAAUCACUGUUAUUGAUAUCUUACCUUUGAAUCAAUUGAUUUUAUCAACUUUAUUUAGACACAAAAUUCACUGACACUCACAGUUCUUGGUACAUUCGGACUCAAAACACAGUCAAUAGACGGCUAUUUGACAAAUAACUAACUAACUGCUAAAACACGUUGGUGAAAUGAAUUUAAAUUUAACAAAGCCGUUAAAUUUAAUUAAUGAAUAACUAACUAUAGAUUUAAUUGUUGUUGGUGAAACCCACCCUAAGUAUUUUGGAUUAAUAAUGCUUCUAAUACAACUGGCGAAACCGGGUAAUUUGAGAUGUUUACACCAAAACCACGGGGUUUCGGGCCAUUGAAUAACUGAUCCUUUUCUUUUGAGUGUUUCUCCUCUUGCCUCUGAAUUGUACUCACUAGUUUUAGAUCUAUUUUAUAUUCAUUUUGGGUUCACCCACUUUUACUUGUUAGAUUAACUUAGAACCUAGUAAAUCAAAUAAUGAAACUUGAACUUCGUUAUUAGAAACUACAAUAAAUUGUUCGUUUGUCUUAAUUAUUAUUGGACUUAGCUAGUAAGAUUUCAUUUGAAUUAAUUGUUCUUAUUAAUCUUUAGUAUAACCCUUAACUCAGAAGGGGUUUCGCUAGACGUAACUUUUUUCUUUUAUUUUUACUUUGUAAUACUUUCAAAAAUCUUAAUUAUUAGUUUAAUAAAUUGUUAAUAUUAUUUUCGAACACAUGAACUGCUUAAAUCCUUCAUCUUCCCAAAGUGAUUGGCUCCACAAAAUAACGCUGGAGAACCUACCUCAAACAAAUUUUAUUCUUCUUGUGGCGCAACCCGCUCGGACCGUAAAAGAAUUCAAAACUUUUAUCAAAGAGUCUUAAACACCCGCCACAGAUGAAUUGGCGCAGUCAGUAGGAUACAAUUGCUUUUGGGAAAGAUCAAUUCACUUAAUGAUGAGAUUGAAUUAGAGGCAAAAUUAAUUACUCGAACAAGAUGUCUGCGGAUUCUUGUUUAGUUCUUAUUUUUUUAUUAUAUUUUUGGUUUGUUUAAAAUAUUAAACGUUUAUGGGAAUUACGGAGAUGUUGGGUUACAAUGACGCAAGAAAUAACUAUCACCACAAUUUAUUCAUAAAAAAUAUAAAAUAUGUAAAUGACAUACUACCCUCUCCAGGCCCAUACUGUGCAAUUAUGGCCUCUACGGGACCAAAAGGCCCCCAGGUCCCCUUGAUGGGCCCACUGCCGCGUCGCAGAGGGUGGGCGUGCCACCCACUUAAUGGUCACUCGGACCACCAUCUCUAAGAUGGUGGACGGCACCAAAUCCAUGAUACGGUCCACGUCCCACAUAUCGAUUUGGGGGUCGGCUAUUAGCUCCCCCAUGUAGUCAUUUAAAUAGCCCGCGGGCCUACCUCCACCUAAAAAAUAAAAAAAAUUUCAACCAAAAUUAAAUAAAUAAAUCAAAUUUCGGUAAUAAAGUGUUUAGAGCAAAACAUUAGGAUCAAAGUGACUAAAUAUAAGGACAUUUAUAAAAAAUAAUAAAAAAAUUUUAAAAUUAGAUAGCUAUAUUACAAAUCAGACAUGCGAUAACUUAAAGCAACUUUUAAAAAAAAAAUUAAUCAAAAUUACUUGGUAAAAUAUUAACAAAAAUAGAAUAAAUAAUUUUUACUCAAACAAAGAAUUUAGGUAACAAAAUCCUAAACAUAGGAAUAUAAAAAAUAUAUAUAUAGUAAAUAAAUAAUUAAAUAAAUUUUUGUACUUACUGCUCAUGUUGAUUAUUUGACACUUCAAGACUAAAUGAAGUCAAGACUCGGCCUCCUACACCAAGAUUUUUACUUUUCGGUUAUUUAGAGGGUAGGGGGUAGGUAGAAAUAGAGCGGUCAAGCCAAAAGGGUAAUAAAAGAAGCCGGGUACUAACAUCUGGACUUGCACGUGACAUAUUGGAAAUUCCUAAUUCCCAGGUCAUUUCAAAUAAUUCCACCCCGCUUAGGAAAUUAAGGCCCGUCCGGUGGAAGAACAUAAUUUACAACACCCAAAUUGCCGCACGCUGGUUAUCUGUAUGAUUUCGAAACUUUGCGGAGACGGUUUUGUUGUGGUGCUUUCAGGUAUAAAUUCGCUCAAAUUUUUAUUAGCAUUGUUGUAAUAUUGCUACCCGAUUUUAGAUUGCGAAUUAUUUAAUUUUGGAUUACCUCUUGAAGUUAUCGACUUGGAUAACAACAAUCUAUAUUUUGCUAGUUGUAAAAGUUCAAAAAAGCGCCGCAAUCCACUUUUGUUUUUGAUUUGGAAAUUUUAAUUUUUUUAAAAACGAGCUCGCAAAUAUAAUUUUAUACUUUUUAAUGUUUUAUUAGGGUUCUUUUAAUAUUAUCGUAGAUAAUUGCCAAUUUAGUUUACUUAUAAGGAGGUUAUAUCACCUUGGUGAUAAAUAAUAACAAAUAAAUAAAAAUCAAAGGAAAUUAUUUUUUAUUUAGUAAAAAUUCUUAUUCAUUAAUUUAAUUGAAUUUCCUUUAGUGGCAUACUUCUGGACGCUCUUGGAUCAAUUAUUUCCGGAAGUAGUGCCCUCAUGUAAAAUUUCUCCAACUUCGACUCCAUUUUUUGCUUCCAGAAUUCAUCCUCCUUUUGAAUCACUUCUGUUUUCAAUCGGUUUUCUCCAGUCCACACACAUAACAGACAUUUUUGCUUGUUGGUUACGUGCAGCUGUCCCUGGAUCUGAUAAAACCAGUCAUGGUUUUUAUUAAUUUCGAAAACUCCUUCGGAUUUAAAUUUCCAAAACGUUAUUAGUUUUUUUUAUGGCUUCCUUGGGUGUAUAUUUUUGUUUAAAGGCCCUAUACGGACAUUUUAUUUCCACUAUCAUUUCUUCAUUUUUAAUGAUACCGUCUGGUGAUGCUCCCAAAAAAAAAACUUCCCUGUCAGUAAAUAAUCCGCAGCGUUCAACAAUAAUAUUUUCCCCCCUUUCAGCACUUAGUUUCUUCUCCAACUCCCUCCUGGCAUCAAUUUCAUGAAUUUUACCGUGAUUUAACGACGGUAUAUUUGGCGAAGUUACAUUGUAAAGUAAAUGUUUUACCGUAGCAGCAGUAUUUGUGGUUUUUCUUAAUUUAUAUAUUUUGCCAAAAUUUGACGCUGUUAACAUCUUUCUUCGCAUUUGCAUCCAUCUCCUCCUACAUCUUGGUCUCUUGUAUUCUUUUCGAUUUUUUCUAAUUCUUUGUCCGUUUUUCUUAAUUUUAGUAAAUAUUCCUUUUCUUCUUCCUUAUACAUUUCUUGGCACAUAUCGGGCUGUUGCGAUGCCUCGCUAUACGAUUUGGUAUCUUUUGUAUCGUGUUUAAAAUUAUUUCUUAACCUAUUUCUUUUCGAAAGCCUAUCUUUUGUUAUUUUUUUUAACCUACGGUUUUCAAUUGUGUAAAUAAUUUUAUUGUAUUGUACUGUUCGUCAUUUUAGUAUUAUGCGAAAUAACGUCGGUAGCACAUCUUGCUUGAUAUGAGUUGCCAAGCCCAUAAUUAAUUCUUUUGCCUCCAACAAAUUUGGCAACAAUGGAGUGAUACUGUUCACAAAUAUUACUUGUAAAAUUCAUUAUAAGACUUUUGGCGUGAUUAGCAGUGUACCUACUGACGUAUAUUAUUUUAUUUAGAAAUUUAGAAAUUUUAAAAAUCUCUAAAAUUUUCUUUUACAAAUUCAAGACAUCUGUGUCAUCAGCUUGUCGGCGGGUGUGGUUGUAAAUUUGGGUCUAAUUGUUUGCGGUUACAUUUUAUGUGGGGGUUGUAAAUUAUUUUGUGCUCACUCGAUUUUCGAUUCCAAAUCGUCAUACCUCUGUAGAGGUGUUAUUUAUAAAUAUUUUUUUACCGGACUUGAAAUUAUCACCUUAAUAUACAACAAUCUACAUUUGGACUGUUUUAAAAGUUCGGAAAAACGUCUUAAAAUGUAUUUUUUUAAAAUGCGCACUUUUAUUCAAACUUUCUGUACCUAUAUUACAAUUUGUAGAUAACCUAUCGCAAUUCUAAAACAGUUAAAAUGUAGAAAAAAAAAAUCUCUUUCACAUGAUACCAAAUUCAUAAAAAUAUCUUUAGUAGUUUUGAAAUACAGAGGUAGACAUUUACAUUGGAACUCCCAUAAGAGAUUUUGCUCCGGCCGCCUCUUAAUAAAAACUUUAAUUAAAACUUGUUGUACAGAGGAAAGGGCUAAGAGAAAAAGUCAUUUUGUGUUUUAAACACCAGCCACACAAUGUUAAAUCUACUGUUUAGUUUUUAUCAACUAAUUUCAGUAGAUAAGGUAGUCUUUUAUCGUGUAGUGAAAUAAAGUAAUUUUUAUCUACUGUUUAUAUUCUUUAUUUUGUGCAAGAAUUUCUGGUAGGUGAGUACAAAAUAAAACGAAAUAUUAUUCACGACGAUAAAGAUUGUUAAUAAAAACUGUAAUAAAUAAAAAUGAAAAAAGCAGUAGUAAGUGUUAGCUAAUGUUCAAUUUUAAAAUUGCACCAACACCAGCGUGUGAAUGUGAAUUAGGCCUUUCUUUGAGAAUCCAUUUUCUUAUGGUAAUCUUCAGAUAAAGUUCUUGAUUUGAAUAUUUUCAACGUUUGGCAAAAAUUCAUAUCUCCUCCCGCAAUAAUAGUUAUCUAUUAUAAGAGUGUAUUAGGUAGCGACUAACACACGACUGCAAUAUAACGUUUUAUCCACAAUCACAAGCCCAAAUUAUUCCAAACUUAAUUAAAAAUUAAACUGACAUUUAAACGUCACGCCAAAUGUGCUUUCGGUUAAACGUAUAAGCUGUUACGUGGUGCACUGCUUCCACUAACAGUGGAAUAAAGUUGCUUUAUUCCACUAGUAGAUAAAGUGGUACUUUAUACGCAUCAAAAGUGUGGAAUAAAGUCUCUUUAUAGAGUGAUUGUGGAUAAUAAUAAUUUAUGACUGUUAUAAAUUAAUUACACUUUUGGAAAAAUCCAAAACAAAUAGAUGGUAGAAAUAACCAAAGGUUGGUAAUGCUAGGGGGAUCGCCUGCGCAUUAUCUAUAAUUGAAUAAAAGAGGUAAGACUGAUGAUAAGAGAUUAGUCAGGCCUGCUCCAGAUAAAAAGUAUUAAUCCGAUAAACCUAAAAUUUAACAAUAUAAGUAGGUGUACUAAAGGCUGUAACCAAGGUAAGGACUUAAAAAUUUUUGCGAUUCCAGGCAUUGCAAAAAUCCAAGCAGUUUUUUAGGCAUAACCUUAAUCUCUGAAAUUCACCACGUGGCUGCACCCCAAUUCCAGCUAGAAUUGAAAUCCCUAUCAAUAGAGAUAGAGAUAGGAUCUACACACGGGACAUAAUUUCUUCACUGUCUUUUAUCCAGCAGGAGAAGGGGUACAUUUUUUGGUGUUAUAUCGCCUCAACUCGUGGGAUAAUGAUGAUGGAAGAUGGAAAAGGAAGAAAGGGAAGCGGAGAUUGGACCAUCGUCUGUUCCGUGACGAUGGUUGAUGCUGUAACACAAACAUUCUCAACGGAGAAGAAAAUGGUAGACGCAACGACCCAGACGGGAAUUGCGAAAACCAAAAGGGAAUUAACGGAACCGUUCAUCAUCCGAAAAAAGAGAACCUUUGCUGAGUUUAGAGAAUUAGAAAAACGUGAGGGGCCAAACAUCCACUACGAAAAAGUUAAAAUGAUAUCAGCAAGCCCCUUUGCUAUGUCAAUGGACGCAGCCCCGGUGAUAAUCGUGUCUAGAAACUUGAAGGAAAAAGGACCAUUACUUCACUAUUUUUACCAGCGGUAUCCAGAGUACAAAGAGUUAACACUCAAAAGCGAGAAUCCCAUGGAGUGCGAGGUCAUCUUCAUAAAAGAAAGCCUAGUGCUUGUGACCGAAACAGGAGAUAAGGGACCCCAAGAAGACAAGUACAUGUUUAUAGUAAUUGCUGAUGAGCUGGAAGCCGCAAACGGGGCACUAGAGAAAACAUACAAUUCUCUUAUGGAUCUGAAAGAGAAAGUAAACAGACUGCGAAUUACCAAAAUCGCCGUGGCAUGCGAUCUGAUGUACAGACUCGAGUAUCACAGGAAGAUGCUCGAGUACAUCUUCAGAGGAGAAAAAGUGGAAGUCACUUUUUGUAUUCUUCCUUUGGUGCAACAAAAUCCCGAAGAGGAUUGGCAGACAGAUGCCAUAAUCAUAAAGUGUCGGAGAGAUACAUACGAUUCCUUGUUGUUUGAAGUACAUGAACACUUGAAAGAUAUUGACUGCAUUAUCACAAAAAUGGAGUCGGAGAAAAUCUUAAUAUUAGUCGAGAAAGGACAAGGGAAGUACAUUCAGGAGAUUAUUCGCUCUAGGAUGAGACGAGGUAAUGUCAUCUUAAAGACAAAUCGUGAACGAAGAGAAAAUCGUCAACAGACAGAUGCUAUCCUUAUUUGCGGUUAUUCGGUGGGAGUUACAUUCGAAUCUUUGUUGUUUGAAGUACGUGAACAUUUAAAAGACAUUGACCAGAUCAUCACUGAAGUCAAGAAAAUGAAGAAGAGGAAUCUCUUAUUGCGUGUCGUUAAGGGGCAAGGAAAGGAAAUUGCAAAGAUCCUUGUCGGUAAGAUGAGCGGAUAUAAGAUCAUCUCAACGGCGCAUGGCGAAGAAAGUGAUGUAUACUUGCCUUAUAAAGUGAAGGAAGUCAAUAAGCGUAUUUUUUGUGAAAAAUGCUGGGAACCGGGCCAUAUGCAUAUGAUAUGCGAAGGUGUGAACAGAAGCAAUCUGUGCCCCAACUGUGGGGAAGAAUGUCAUUCUGAGAUUUGCAGAAAACCUGUGUUUUGUCCAGUGUGCAACAGCAAGAGGCAUAGAGCGAGAACUCACCCGUGUCUGAUUGCUCACCAAAAGCUAGCACUAAAAGAACUCGAGAAGCAGAUCAUUAACUUUCCUCCAGAGACCAUGCAACAGAAUCCCGAACAGUGGGAAACAGAUACCAUAAUAAUAAGUGUAGAUAAAAAAGCUUCGUAUGAAUCCCUGUUGUUUGAAGUACGUGAACACUUGAAAGACGUUGAUUGUAUUAUCAUUGCAAUACAGAGAAUGGGGUUGAGGAAAGUGUCGAUGCUUGUCGAGAAAGGACAAGGAGAGCGCAUUAAGGAGAUCCUUAGUUCUAAGAUGAGCGGUCAUAGAAUCGUAAAGAAAGACCGUUAUGAUGGUUUUUGUUCUAAGUGCUGGGAACGCGGUCAUAUUGAUAUGACAUGCAAAGGCGUGGACAGAAGAAAUUUGUGCCAACGUUGUGGAGAAGAAGGGCAUUCUAUGGAUGGAUGCAAAAAUUGCAAAUUCUGCCCGGUGUGCAACACUAGGGGGCACAUAGCGAGAACGCCGAAGUGUCAUAAAAAGGCAGCGACGCAGAAAAAGGCAAAGAAGCCUUGCGGUGACCCGGUUUCUUCAGGUCAACCUCAAUAGAAGUGUCGUGGUGAGUAAAAGGUGUAUUAAAAUUAAUAAUGACUGAUUCUAAAAGGCAUUCCGUGCACCACAUGCAGACAAAGAAUAAAUUUCCCGUUACGUGCAAUUGGAAGAAAUUGGAGAAAUGGCUCUUCUUCUUAACCAACGAAACAAUUGUUUAAUUUUUUAUAUAAAAAAAUAAUACGUAUAAAUAGUGGUACCAAAUUUUUCGAAUAGUGAAAUAAUUUUUUUACGGCUUACAGCAAGUAUAUAAAUAAUUUUUCGUUUAUGAAACAGAACUGUAGAUUAACUGUAAUUGAAUGUUACGUUUGUUUAAAGGGCUUAUACAAAGUUUAAUAUACUGUUAAAUUUGUAAUAUAAUUAAUUUGAUUUAG
This is a messenger RNA of Tribolium madens (black flour beetle), 10241 nucleotides long. RefSeq lists its product as uncharacterized. The transcript is spliced from 4 exons. The record is from RefSeq and is a predicted model, not a curated record. Lineage: Eukaryota; Metazoa; Arthropoda; Insecta; Coleoptera; Tenebrionidae. Gene Ontology annotation, molecular function: zinc ion binding; nucleic acid binding. The coding region runs from base 7873 to 9867 and encodes 664 amino acids.